Daphnia magna is the source of this 3373-nucleotide messenger RNA. It is a transcript of the gene Loxl2, whose product is annotated as lysyl oxidase homolog 2. Gene Ontology annotation, biological process: peptidyl-lysine oxidation. Lineage: Eukaryota; Metazoa; Arthropoda; Branchiopoda; Diplostraca; Daphniidae. Gene Ontology annotation, molecular function: protein-lysine 6-oxidase activity; copper ion binding. The record is from RefSeq and is a predicted model, not a curated record. Gene Ontology annotation, cellular component: membrane.
UUCUAUCCCGGUGCCCUAUGUGGCGAGUGUGUGACUUGAAACACGUAAGAGAUAGGCGGCCACGUCGUCUUUGCCUUUCUGAUCGGUGCUCUUAAAACGGGAGGCCAAAAUAAAAAACAAACCCUCCUGAGAUAAAGAAAACAAAAAUUACAACAGGAGUUGGGGGGUAAACCUCGACGAAAGAGGCAACAGCAGCUGAUGGGCAUUCAGUUGGUUGCGACCGCGGCGACUCGAAUGUGGACCCGAAACGUUUGCCUCUGAAAACAUUCGAAUUUUUUCUUAUUAUUAUUUUUAUUUUUUUUUUCAAAUUCUGAAUAUCCAAAGUGAGUCUGGUUCGCUUGUGGUCCAGUGUGUCGUGUGCUGCCCGAUUGCAAUGGUUUUUGCAACUUUUCUUUUGAAUAAUGGAAAAGAGUAAAAGUUGAACAAAUUCGUCUUACGAUUGGAGAGAAAAACCAGAAAAAAGGUAGACACAACACAUUGAUGAAAGAUUUGCGCGCCCGGGGAGCUACUUGUACUUUUUUCAGUUGUUGCUGGGCCACACCGAUACCAUCACGCUAGCAAAGACGGACUCAUCAGUCAACUCUUUUCCCGCUCUCUAUCGGCCCUAAUUUUAUCCAAUUUUGUUUUGUUUGAUUGUUUUACGCUCUCUGGCCAGCAGUGGUGGCGUGUCCAGCAAUUGCUUCCGAGCGGCAUUGACGGAUCGAAAUCAACAACAAAAAACCGAUCCAUUUCCUUGCGUGCGGUCUCAAUAGAAGAAAGUGUGUUUCCAAUUCGAUUUUUGGACGUUGAGGCACAAAAGGAAGAGACUUUUUGGCUACAGGCGAAAACAAUGGCCGGACAAUGGAACAGCAGCUGCUGGAAAUGGCUCCUAUACCUUUCCGUGUUGUUGGCCAUUUUGGCUGAAUGCGAAGGCCAACAACAACAGCAGCAGCAGCAAGUACAGCGGCAAGGGCAGCAAAGACAACGUCCGAUCAGGGAUGGAACUCGUCGCCAACGAAGACAUCGAACGGACAAAGCCAAACUGAUCCAGCAUUACCUCAAGAAAAACGGCCGAUUGGAAGGAAUGGUCCGUCUCGUUGAUGGUGUCCAUGCCAACGAAGGGAACGUUGAAAUUCUACAUUCGGGCAAAUGGGGAUCGAUUUGCGACGACGAAUGGGAUCUACGUGAAGCGACGGUUGUCUGUCGCGAGCUGGGCUUUUCCGACGUCGUCCUAGAAACGCACAACUCCAUGUACGGUCCUGCCAGGUAUCCGUUUUGGAUGGACAACCUCUACUGCGUCGGCAGUGAAAAUAACUUGACGAAUUGCCGGUUCGACGGUUGGGGUAUCAGCGAUUGCGAAGACUCGGAAGCCGCUGGCGUCAUUUGCAAACCUGGCCCCAUAUCCAAAUUGAGCGUUGCAACAACAACAACGACGACGAUGAGUCCGACGACGACGACAACGACAACAACAACGAUGAAGACAAUAUCAAAUAGUAGCGAUGGCAGCGCUGGCGAUGCAUCGGUGACGAAACGUUUGCAACAAGAUAUGGCUCCAGCUAUGCGCAUCAAGGAUGUUGUGGGCAGUAAAAGCAAGAUCCGAUUACGAGGCGGCCGUUCCAAGGAGGAAGGACGAGUUGAAGUGAAAAUCGACGCCAACGAUUGGGGACUGGUUUGCGGCGACGGUUGGAGUUUAUUUGAGGCCGGCGUCGUGUGUCGCGAACUGGGACUGGGCUACGCGCAAAACGCUUUGCAGACAGACUUUUUCGGAGGCAAUCGCAGUUCGCUGGCCCUCAGCGGCGUCCGCUGUCACGGAUCGGAGAAAUCUCUCAUCGACUGUCUGCACGAUCGUUUCGGCGCCGUCAGCUGUCCAGGCGCCGCCAACAACAUCGCGUCCGUCGUCUGCGCUUCAGAAAUGGCUGAUUUGGUACCGGACCAACACGAAAUGAUGCGGACGGCUCAUUUGGAGGAUCGCCAAUUAUUCUUCUUGCAAUGCGCCAUGGAGGAGAAUUGCCUCGCUGCGUCGGCCUAUCAAAUCCAAAAGGACGAUCCGUACGGUUGGCACCUGGAAACCCGGCGUCUCCUUCGAUUUACGGCCCGAAUCGCCAACAUGGGCACGGCCGAUUUUAAGCCGUUCAUUCCCAAGCACAUGUGGGAAUGGCACGCCUGUCACAUGCACUACCACAGUAUGGAAGUGUUUGCCCAUUUCGACAUCAUCAAUUCGUACGGCGUGAAAGUAGCCGAGGGCCACAAAGCCUCUUUCUGCCUAGAGGACAACCAGUGCACUCACGACACGCAGCCCGUCUACAAGUGCGCCAACUACGGCGAUCAAGGCAUUUCCGUCAACUGCACCGACACCUAUCACCACAACAUCGAUUGCCAGUGGAUCGAUAUUACGGACAUUGAUCCCGGCAUCUACACCUUCAAGGUGGUGAUUAAUCCGGAAUUCAAAGUGGCCGAAAUGUCGUUCGAUAAUAACGCUGUCGUCUGCACGCUCUACUACGGACAACAAUACGCCACGCUCUUCAAUUGUUCACUCCAACGUCCUUGAAAAUGUCUUUUGCAGUUGUUUUGUUUGUUUUAUUUGUUUUUUUUUAGUUGAAAAAUCAAAGAGGAAAGAAAAGAAAAAAUCUGAAAUGGAAGCGCUGCGCCAUCAGCUGUUUCCGGUGCUCGUCCAAAAACAACAGUUUCGUUUCCGAGAAAGACGGAACAAACGGAAAUGAGAUGUCAAAUAACUAGCGCACGCCCCUUAAUUGUAGCGCACCUUUAUUUCAUUUGGCGCUACAAGAAUUUAAUUAUACAACGUUAAUCAAAGAAAUUGUUGUUAUUGGUUCGGCUGCCUUUUUUAUAUUUGCAAUUUGCAUGCGUCGCGUAAUGCGCGCGUAGUUGAUGCAAACAUUCUUUUGAUUUGAUUCGUUGAAUUUUGUCUUUAUAUUUUUGACUUUAAUUAAUGACGAUGUUUCGCCGCAAUGUGUUCUAUUCUGGCCGAUGAGUUUCCAUUGGCGCCAAUGUUGUCUACUUUUUCGAAAAGUCUUUUCUGUUCGCUAAACAAUUUGUUUCAAUGUGUUCAUUAUUAUUGUCUGCAACUAUCGAUCGUCUCCCAGGAUGCAAGGCGACGCGUUUAAGAACAAUCGUCGUCUUUCUCAUUUCGCCAACGAGAGAAACCAAUCGAUUUCUUGUUCUUUCAAAUUAUUUCGCGAUUUGAACGCGUCGAAUGACGUCCGUUUUUUUUUGUGCCAACUUUUUCUUCUUCAUUAGGCUUGUUCUAACUACCUUUUGCGUUGUAUUCAAAUCCCGCGCCGUAUGACGUCUUUUUCAAUUUAGGAGACAACAAUGUUCAUGUUUCAUUGUCGUGCUGUGUAGACGACAAAUACACGCAUCGUCUUCUCUUCUCUUU